AUGGCAUCCGAAAUGAAAACAUGUUUUGUUGAGCGCAAGGAUGCGAUUCAGGUCCAUGAUCACUGUCCUGAGCGUCCCUAUGUUGAGUUGGAAGUGCCUCAAGAUGCGAAGAGGGUUCACGCUGUGACUUUCGCAGGAACCUCUCGCGAUCAAGGUUGGGCGGACAGAUCAGAAGCUGUAUCGUACACAUGGUGGGACGCUUCAGUAAAACGCCCAGAAGGCCGCGGAGAUCUACGAACAAUCACUGUACUCAACAACCGCCUGGCAAAUGAUGAACCCCAGAACUGGUCUGACAGGUGGACUGUUUUCCACGGACCUAGACGAAGACUAUGGAUUGAGGCACUUCGACCAGGCGAUGUGAUUCAGUUGAUUCCUCGAGCUAUGUACAUGGCUUGGGUGAACGUCAUCGACGAGGGAAGCAUCAAGAUUGAAUACGAACCUAAGGAGUUGGAAGAAGAACUUCAGGCUCUGCAACUUACCUCAAAUACGUCGCAUUAUUCUGGGACGCUGAGUGUCGAAAGACAGGAUAUUCGACUCCUUCAUGUUGAUACAGGAACUUUUGACGAUCCGAUCAAAUGUUCUUUUCGCUUGGCAAGCUUGAAGGAAGUCGAGGCAAAAGGGAUUGAUUUCCACGCCUUGUCGUAUUGCUGGGGAGACCCGACUGAGCGAGAGGAUAUUUUCUUAUCCAAAGAGGGUGACUUUGAUAAUGGAACGGAAGCGCUGCCUUUUAGUAUUGGAAAAUCUGCUGCUCAAGCACUUCGGCGAUUGAGACUAGAGAGUGAAAUUCUGGUUAUAUGGAUCGACGCCGUGUGCAUUAACCAAGAUGAUCUCGAAGAGAGAGCCCAGCAGGUCACGCUCAUGAGUCAGAUAUAUUCAUUAGCCUCAGUCGUUCACAUCUGGUUGGGAGAGGAUAACCACGGCGUCGAGGCUUGCUUGAAGCUUAUCCGAGAUAUCUGCAACUCAAACUCCAGACAAUGCCAAGGUGGUGAGCAAUGUUUUUGCGUUGGAACAGCCCACUCAACUCCUCUUGAAGAGAUUCUAGCUUAUGAGCAGAGCAAAAAGGAUGAGAGAAAAGCCAUCUCAUUCAAGGGGAUGUUGGAAGUCUUCGAUAUUCACUUGAAAAACUGGACAAGAGAGAUCAUCGAUCUUGCUGGCUGGUAUGGAAACACGCAGCUAUCGUUCCUCAUGAGCACUCUCUACGAAAACCCAUGGUUCACCCGAGUCUGGGUUAUCCAAGAAGCUCUAUCAGCAAAACAACCCUUCAUCCACUGUUCAGGAGAGCAAGUCCCGUGGGAAGAAGUAGUACAAGUCAGCAACUGGCUUGAGAACCCUGGAUAUUCCAGCCAAAACCCCCAUAUUGUCUCACAGCAGAUUUCCAUGGCUGCUAUUUGGAAGACUUUGAAACCCAAAGGCAGAACUACGGAGAUCCCGACUACUCCAAUCGAAGCACAGGAUACAAAUGAGUUGUCUAGUAUCUUAGAAGUCUUUCUUUCCGGUCUGGAUCUCAAGGCAACUGAUCCUCGGGAUAAAUUGUUUGCUUUACUCACUUUUGCGAAUGAGACGCAUGAUACUACGAAAUUGGAUGAUUUGAUUCGACCCAACUACGACAAGUCCAAGGAGAGAGUGUUUGCUGACUUUACCCGCUGGUGGAUACGGGAACAUAACUCGGUGGCUAUUUUAUCGUCUAUUCAUUGUCAACCAUCACGUACAUGGGUAAAGAUCAUGGGCCCCGAAGCCCAAAAUCCAGUGACGGACCGACCAACUUGGUCCGUUGACAGCAAAGGAAGCUCAAGACGGAUUCAAGCCAAUUUGAACGCCCGCUUCAAAUUCAAAGCAGCAGGCGAUACGAAGCCGAAUCUUGGACUCCUCAAGACAGACGAUCCUCUCGUUCUUAAACUUUCCGGUCUGCACAUCACUGAGAUCAGGAGUAUCAGCCACGCACCCAUCGAGUACAUAUAUCCUUACCAAAAGCCUGUCGAAGAGCAAAGCGAACUAUCCCAAGUCUUUGAUAAAAUCUUCGAUCCCUGUGCUCUAUCACCAUUCUGGUCCAGAAACCUGACUGUAGAUGGUUUCAGAACGGAAAGCAACGAGACAUGCAACAUGAAAUAUCUAGAUCACAUGCGCUCUCACUGGAACUACGGUUCGCGGGAACCACUCGAAGUGCUGAAGCCAAGCGCCGGUAAAGAGUUGGAGCACUACAAGACGAAUAAGCUUCCGGCAUACUCUGGUUCUGGGAUGUAG
Messenger RNA from Fusarium tjaetaba, 2241 nucleotides. Its product is annotated as heterokaryon incompatibility (het-6OR allele). Lineage: Eukaryota; Fungi; Ascomycota; Sordariomycetes; Hypocreales; Nectriaceae. Bases 1 to 2241 code for a protein of 746 amino acids. The record is from RefSeq and is a predicted model, not a curated record. The transcript is spliced from 3 exons.